Messenger RNA from Glarea lozoyensis ATCC 20868, 612 nucleotides. RefSeq lists its product as uncharacterized. The record is from RefSeq and is a predicted model, not a curated record. The coding region runs from base 1 to 612 and encodes 203 amino acids. NCBI's taxonomy places the organism in Eukaryota, Fungi, Ascomycota, Leotiomycetes, Helotiales, Helotiaceae. The transcript is spliced from 2 exons.
AUGUCGGACAGACAAGGACAUCGAGACGUGAUUAGAUAUGAUCCGAUAUUACACGGCGUAGAGCCUGGAGAGUAUCUCUACGAUAAAUCCGUUAUUGAUAAGGGGGAUGCACAGAUCAAAGAUCCAUCUUCUCGAAUCCGCUUUGAUGAGUAUUACUCUGACGACGACUGGUACCCGACUAUGGACUCGCAUUCUAGUGAUUUCGAACAAAAUGCUGGAGAAUCUUCGAAAACACCGGCCAAAAGUGCGAACGAUAAUCGUGAAUUCAACAUGCAAUAUACAGAGCCACCCUUGAAAGAUGGACCAGGGUUUGCGAUCCUCAACGAGCACAACAUAUACGAUACCGAGUUUCCGGACAAUCAUGAUUACAUGAUAUGCAACUAUCCAGGUCCUUGCCGAAAAAAUUCACCCAAUUUCAAAGAGAAAUACCGUACGAAAGAUGACAAGAGGAUGGUUCAUCACUGGGUAAAGAUACAUGGCCAAAAGCCGCCUCCUGAUGCACAAAAGAAGCCUUGCCCCUCGUGUGCUAGAACAUUCUACCAUGCCUGGCCACUGACCAAACAUAAAGCUGCCAACGAAUGUAAAAGGGGAGCACCACGCAAGGGACACUAG